GUAAAGUUCUUUUACUUAAUGAUACAAGUUCUUCAGACUAAGUAAACGACAUCAUAACCUUUCAGUAUCAGCAUUAGUUUCACAGUUUCCCAGCACUGUUUACAGAUAUAAACAGAUAUGGACAAAAGUGUUCAAGGAGGUAAAGCAUACGGCUUUCUAAAGUCUCAACAGGAGGAAAAACUGAACUCCAUUAAUGAGGCUUUUCUCUCAGAUCCAAAGUAUGCAGAAGAGGAAGAAUUGGCCUCAAAGCUAGAAAUGUUUAAAAAUAAAUACAUGGAGUUUGAUCUUAAUGACAAGGGAGACAUAGAUAUGAUGGGAUUAAAAAGAAUGCUGGAAAAACUUGGGUUGGCCAAAACUCACUUAGAGCUGAAGAAGAUGAUGUCAGAGGUGGCUGGAAGUGCAUCUAACGACUCAAUCAACUAUAAUGACUUCCUAAAUAUGAUGCUGGGAAAAAGAAACGCAAUUCUAAAGCUGAUCUUGAUGUUUGAAGGCAUGGGAAAGGAACAGGAGCAGAGAGAUGUUGGACCACCUUCUCGCAAAACCUUUUCAGACCUGCCCUAAAAGACGUCUCCAUGCCAGUUCAAAAUGUCUGCCUUUACGUUUAUGACCAUACAUAAAAACUUAACUUUGUGACAACUGUUGAAAUAAUAUUAAACUUUGGAAAUAAUAAAAAGUUGUUCAAUGUUUGAUGAAAUAAUAAAAACUACCUAUUUUUUUUAUGUUGGAUAAGAUUGAAACACAUGGGAGUACAAUAUGU
This is a messenger RNA of Melanotaenia boesemani (Boeseman's rainbowfish), 757 nucleotides long. RefSeq names its product allograft inflammatory factor 1-like. The coding region runs from base 118 to 561 and encodes 147 amino acids. Gene Ontology annotation, cellular component: actin filament; ruffle membrane. Gene Ontology annotation, molecular function: calcium ion binding; actin filament binding. Lineage: Eukaryota; Metazoa; Chordata; Actinopteri; Atheriniformes; Melanotaeniidae. The record is from RefSeq and is a predicted model, not a curated record. Gene Ontology annotation, biological process: ruffle assembly; actin filament bundle assembly. The transcript is spliced from 7 exons.